Molecule: messenger RNA, 1067 nt
Organism: Rhodamnia argentea
Lineage: Eukaryota; Viridiplantae; Streptophyta; Magnoliopsida; Myrtales; Myrtaceae
Molecular function (GO): S-adenosylmethionine-dependent methyltransferase activity
Source: RefSeq, a predicted model, not a curated record
AGUCGGAAAGUCCAGACACCACCAAAAGCAAAAAGGUUGUGUCCCACUCGCCAAAACUCUCGUACGAUCUUCUCUCUCUAAAACUCUCGCUCCCUCUCUUUCUCUCUCUUCAUGCAGACAUGAAAUUCCUUUCUAUCUCCAAACUGCCUCUCCUCCUCAAGCCCUUCGUCCUCUCCCUCCUCCUCUCCCUCUCCGUCCUCCUCCUCCUCGCCUCCCAGACCCCUCUCCACCGCCUCACCGCCGCCUCCCGCCACCCGCCCCCCUCCUCCUCCUCUUCCGGCGGUGGUGCCGGCAUCCGAAUCCGCCCCGGGUACCCCUCCUACGAGGCCUACAUCCAGCACCAGCUCAACAAGACGCUCAACCCCAACCUCCGCAAGAUCUGGACCACCCGCGACUGGGACCGCAAGGUCCGCGUCUUCGCCCGCUUCUUCGAGAGCCUGAAGAGCAGGAACCUCCUCUCCGACUCCUCCAGAUCGCUCUCCAUCGGGGCCAGGGUCGGCCAGGAGGUGGCGGCGCUGAAGCUGAUCGGCGUCAACGACUCGAUCGGGAUCGAUCUGGUGCCUCGCCCCCCGCUGGUGAUCGAGGGCGACUUCCACCGCCAGCCGUUCCCGAACGCCACGUUCGACUUCGAGUUCUCCAACGUGUUCGACCACGCCCUGUACCCGUGGAAGUUCGUCGGGGAGAUCGAGCGGACGCUAAAGCCCGGGGUCUGCGCGCUGCACGUGACGGUCAAGCACAGCACGGACAAGUACUCGGCCAACGACCUGUACAGCGUGGAUCCGCUGGUGGAGAUGUUCAAAGAGUCGGAGCUCGUGGAGACUAGGAGUAUCGACGGGUUUGGCCUCGACACUGAGGUCGUUUUCAGGAAGAAGGUCAAGAAGACGAAGCAAAAUCGCAGGUCAUGAAAUUCAUUCUUUACGCCCUCCUCCGUUACUUUUACUGUAUUUUCGUUCUAUAGAUUCGUUAUUCUUGAUCGUCUGGGGAAAAUUCACGCGACCCAGAUCGAAGAUAGAGAUUGUACACACGAAUUCGUGAUUGACAGAAUGAGGAAUUGUCUCUCUCUGUAA